AGGCUGAAGAAUAGCAGUGGCAUAUUUAAGACGAGAGAAAAGUAUUUAAAAGAGACCGAGGAUACAGUAUUAAGUUGAAAAGCCAAGGAAUUCAGCUACACAAGCAAGAGGCCAGCCUGCUUUCCUAGAGGGAACAGGCAGCAUCGCCCUGUCCAGCCCUUCAAAAUGGUAAGGCAAAGGUACCUCCUCACCUGCACAGGAGUUGUGUUUGCUGUCUGCCUGCAUCACAUCAUCAGAGCCAUCGAGGUCCCUCUGGAUCGAAAUAUUCAGGAAGAAUUGUCUCAGCCCCCCACAAUUAUAAAGCAGUCUGUGAAGGACUAUAUAGUAGACCCAAGGGAUAAUAUCUUCAUUGAAUGCGAAGCUAAAGGGAACCCCAUUCCCACCUUUUCGUGGACCCGGAAUGGGAAGUUCUUCAAUGUGGCGAAGGACCCAAAAGUAUCAAUGCAAUACCGGUCAGGGACGCUGGUGAUCGACAUCCACAGCAGGGGGAGGCCAGAGGACUAUGAGGGGGAAUACCAGUGCUUUGCCCGCAACGACUAUGGGACAGCGCUCUCAAACAAAAUCCACCUGCAGGUUUCUAAGUCUCCCUUGUGGCCAAAGGAAAAAGUGGACGUGAUCGAGGUGGAUGAAGGAGCUCCCCUUAGUCUGCAGUGCAACCCACCCCCUGGGCUGCCUCCUCCCGUCAUCUUCUGGAUGAGCAGCUCCAUGGAGCCCAUCCACCAAGACAAGCGCGUCUCCCAGGGCCAGAACGGUGACUUGUACUUCUCCAACGUUAUGUUGCAGGAUGCGCAGACCGACUACAGCUGUAACGCACGCUUCCACUUCACCCAUACCAUCCAGCAGAAAAACCCCUACUCCCUCAAGGUCAAAACCAAGAAUCCCCAUAAUGAAACGUCUUUUCGAAAUCACACUGACAUGUACAGUGCCCGAGGGGUCACAGAAACAACCCCCAGCUUCAUGUAUCCCUACGGGACCUCAAGUAGCCAGAUGGUACUCAGAGGUGUGGACCUCCUGCUGGAGUGCAUUGCUUCGGGAGUACCAGCACCAGACAUCAUGUGGUACAAGAAAGGAGGAUUGCUCCCAGCUGGCAAAAGCAAGUUUGAAAACUUUAACAAGGCCCUUCGCAUCUCCAAUGUCUCCGAGGAAGACUCCGGGGAAUAUUUCUGCUUAGCCUCCAACAAAGUGGGCCUCAUCCGCCACACGAUCUCAGUGAGAGUGAAGGCUGCCCCUUAUUGGUUGGAUGAACCACAAAACCUUAUUUUGGCUCCUGGAGAGGAUGGGAGACUGGUGUGUCGUGCAAAUGGAAACCCUAAACCUACAAUCCAGUGGCUGAUGAAUGGAGAACCCAUAGAGAGCUCGUCUCCCAACCUAAGCCGCGAGGUGGCCGGAGACACCAUUGUGUUUCGAGACACUCAGAUUGGCAGUAGUGCCGUGUACCAGUGUAAUGCUUCCAACGAACAUGGAUACCUUUUGGCCAAUGCCUUUGUCAGCGUGCUAGAUGUGCCUCCCCGGAUCCUUGCCCCGCGAAACCAGCUGAUCAAAGUGAUCCUGUACAACCGGACCCGCCUUGACUGCCCGUUCUUCGGCUCCCCCAUCCCCACGCUGCGCUGGUUUAAGAAUGGCCAGGGCAGUACUCUGGAUGGAGGCAACUACCAGGUGCACGAAAACGGGACUCUGGAGAUGAACAUGGCACGGAAGGAGGAUCAGGGAAUCUACACCUGUGUGGCCACCAACAUUUUGGGUAAAGCCGAGAACCAGGUUCGUUUGGAGGUCAAAGACCCAACUAGGAUCGUGAGAGGGCCUGAAGAUCAGGUGGUGAAGAAGGGCUCCAUGGUUCGCUUAGACUGCCGGAUAAAGCAUGACUCUACACUGAAACUCACGGUCAGCUGGUUGAAGGACAAUACCGGUCUGCAUAUUGGCAAGGGGAUGAAGAAGGAAGAUGAUGGUCUGACGAUACACGGCGUGGCUGAGAAGGAUCAAGGAGAUUAUACCUGCAUAGCCAGUACUGAACUGGACAAGGACUCUGCCAAAGCGCAUCUCACGGUGCUAGCUAUUCCAUCCGUUCCAACUAAUCGUAUGACAGCCUUACCCAAAGGACGACCCAACCAACCCCGCGACUUGGAGCUGACAGACCUGGCCGAAAGGAGCGUGCGGCUGACUUGGAUACCUGGCGAUGACAACAACAGCCCGAUCACAGACUACAUCGUUCAGUUUGAGGAAGACCGGUUCCAGGCUGGGACGUGGUACAACCACUCCAGUUACCCAGGGAGCGUGAACUCGGCUGUGCUGCGUCUCUCGCCGUACGUCAACUAUCAGUUCCGAGUGAUUGCCGUGAACGACGUGGGGAGCAGCCUGCCCAGCCUCCCCUCCGAGCGGUACCAGACCAACGGGGCGCGUCCAGAAAUUAACCCAACAGGCAUUCAGGGAGUAGGGACACAAAAAAACAACAUGGAAAUAACUUGGACACCACUGAAUGCAACCCAAAUGUAUGGACCCAACCUCAGGUACAUAGUAAAAUGGAGAAGGAGGGACACGCGAGAAAGUUGGAGUAAUGCAACUGUGAGAAACACGAGGUAUGUCGUCUGGAACACGCCCAUCUACGUGCCCUACGACAUCAAGGUGCAAGCAGAGAACGACUUUGGGAGAGCACCAGAGCCUGAAGUCGUCAUCGGCUACUCAGGGGAAGAUUAUCCCAAGGCUGCCCCCACUGAUAUUAGGCUAAGAGUCCUGAACAGCACUGCAGUAAGUCUCCAGUGGACGAAAGUGUACCCGGAUACCGUCCAAGGACAACUUAAGGAAUACAGAGCCUAUUACUGGAGAGAAAGUAGUUUGCUGAAGAACCUGUGGGUCUCCAGAAAAAGGCAGUACACAAGUUUUCUUGGAGACCGACCACGGGGUACAGUGUCCCAGCUGUUUCCUUAUAGCAACUACAAACUGGAGAUGGUUGUAGUCAAUGGGAGAGGAGAUGGGCCCCGGAGUGAAAUCAAGGAGUUCACAACACCUGAAGGAGUGCCCAGCAUCCCACGGUACUUAAGAAUUGGACAGCCUAACAUGGAAACCAUCACUUUGGAAUGGGACCACCCUGAGCAUCCCAAUGGCAUCCUCACUGGAUACAACCUUAGAUACCAAGCCUUUAAUGGAUCCAAAGUGGGCAAGACAGUGGGAGAGAACUUCUCCCCCAAUCAAACAAGGUUCACGCUCCAAAGGACAGACCCCAUCUCACGCUACAGAUUCUUCCUGCGUGCCAGGACCCAGGUGGGAGAUGGAGCAGUCCUCAUGAAGGAAUCGCCAGCCCUGCUGAAUGAAGCCACUCCAACCCCAGCUGCAACCUGGUUGCCUCCAACUACAGUCGAUCUAACCAGCCCUACAACCACCACCACCCUCGCCACAACUACUACCACCACCACUGCAACCACAGCUGCCACAACCACUACAACCACCACCGUCGCCAGCACUACAACCACUACGGAGAGUGCUCCGCCAGCCACCACUAAGCAGGAGUUUGCCGCCAAUGGAUCGUCCAUAUGGAACGUAACGGCUUCGGCUAACAGUAACUGGGCAAACAUCACAUGGAGCCACAAUUUUUCCGCAGGAACUCACUUUGUGGUCGAGUAUAUGGACCGUAACAAUACAGUGCGCUCUGUCGCUGUUAAAGCCCAGACCCCUUCCUCUGUGCAGCUGGCCGACCUGAUUCCUGGGAUGGAGUACAAGUUGUGGGUAUUUCCCAAAUUGUCUGGCCCCAAAGAAAACUCUUACAUAACCUUUACGACCAGCUCAGCUUAUACCAAGAACCACGCGGACAUUGCAACGCAGGGCUGGUUCAUUGGGCUGAUGUGUGCCAUUGCCCUUCUGGUUCUGAUUUUGUUGAUAGUGUGCUUUAUUAAGAGAAGCAGAGGCGGGAAAUAUCCAGUGCGGGAUAACAAAGAAGAGCAUCUAAAUCCUGAGGACAAGAACGUAGAGGACGGGUCGUUUGACUACAGGUCUCUUGAAAGUGAUGAAGACAACAAGCCGCUGCCCAACAGCCAGACCUCCCUGGAUGGCACAAUAAAGCAGCAGGAGAGCGAUGAUAGCUUGGUGGACUAUGGAGAGGGGGGCGAAGGGCAGUUCAACGAGGACGGCUCCUUUAUCGGCCAGUACACAGUCAAGAAGGACAAAGAGGAGACAGAAGGCAACGAGAGUUCAGAAGCCACGUCCCCAGUCAAUGCUAUCUACUCGCUGGCAUAGUGCGCUAUAGUGAAACCACAAAUCACAAAUAUAUAUGCCGUGGAUGGGGGUCAAACCACUGCCACCAUCACCAGGAACCCAAAUACAAAACGACAAAAAAAAACAAACCAGAUCCACCACAAGAAACAAAGCAAAGCAAACGAACCCAGGCUAGGUGGUCGCCAAUGCCAUUCUAUCCUUAGCAAACAAGCAAAGGGCGAGGACCCACGGGGUGCCAACGUGUGGUAGCUGUGGCUGAAACUGGAACAGAGCCAAAGGGGCUAGAGGAAGAGUAGGACGCACAAAUUGUACACCCCAGGUUUCAGAUCUGGACUGGCAACCCCCGUCUAUUAGAUAACCUAGCACUCACUCUGACUAAUGAUUUACCCCGUCCUGCUUUUGUUCCCCCUGCUUCCCCCUCCACUUUAUGGGUUCAAAUUCCCUUCCCCUUGGGGAAAGGCCCCAAAUUAAAAAAAGAGAGAAGUGGGGGGGGAGGAGAUGGGGGAAGAGAAUGGGGAUAAUAGCAUGAAACUGCAAAAAUCAAGGGGGGGGUCCAUCAGCUCUGGGGAGUAGUGAUAUGCUGCUUCAUCGAUGGGGAGUUCUCUGGGACUGUACUUGAGAUGGACAUCUAUACAGCCAGCACCUCGCUCAUGACCCUUAGCAAACAUGCCCGCACCGCCGUGCUCCUUCCUGAAAGAUCGAGCAGCAUCACACUGGAGUCCCACAGGAAGGUGGUUUCCAGGGCUUGCUGCUGGAACGGUCAGAGUUGUGUUGUACCUCUUAUUAGUGCUACCCUCCCACGUUGGUUCGGUCACCGCAGUACUACCGCCCGGCGCGCACAGACUGUGGGCGAAAUUAUUCUGCAUCCAUGCUACUUAGCAAAGCUUUUGAAGAAAGGGAAGUUGGGGAAGAAACGGUAUGGGACUUGACGAAGGGCAGAAAGAUGCAGCUUUAUAUUCUGACCCCAAGUGAGUGAGGGAGAGCAGAACCGUUUGCCUGGAUAAUGACAGGGAACUGGUUUUCUUUUAUUCUUUGUGAGAGGCAAAAGACAAACCCAUAGCUUCUGCCCUCAAGCCCACACAACUCAUUAUGUAGCAAAGAGGAAGGGGAGGUUGGACCAGCAUUAACACAGGACAAGGGACCAGGGAUUGGUUUCCUACCUAUAACCCUGAUGCGAUAGCAUCUCAGCAGUGAGCACUAACCUGCACUGAAGCUACAGAUCAGCUUCUUGAAAAGCUCCAGGACCCCCAGUCUGGUGGGGUAUGCAGCAUGAAAACAUGGCUGUAAAUGGCAGAAAUGCAGGGUAUGCAGCCUCUCCCCCCAUUACAUUGGAGCAAUUCAGUGCAACAUGGCUUUCAGUUAACCCUCUCUCCUCUUAGUUCACUCCAGUGGCCUUCCACCCCCCUCCUUGAUCAGUCAGCCGAUAGGAGACACUUCCGGGCGUGGCAGGCUGUAGUGUGGGACUUGCACCCAUUUUGUUCUUUACAUAUCAAGAACGCUCGUUAAAACUAACCUGCUAAUACAACUGUAAUCCGUGUCUUGAACAGGAAAAGUUUGGUAUUACAGUGCUCCUACACACGCCUUAUCCAGCUUCAGAACUCCCCCUGACGUUUAACAAACUAAGACGAUUCACCCACCGCUUAAGCCCCUGAUGCGAUGGUCUCCAGUCUGUCAGGCCCAUGGGAAUAGGAUGCCUGCACAGCUCUCCCAGCAGAGAAAGCAUGGAACAUAGUAGAAGGUAGCGUUUUAUAAUAGACAGUAAUUAGCGGCAAUGCCACAUGUAUUCUCCCCACUUCCUGCACUUUUGAAACCAAAGGUACCUUCACUGAGAGAGUUCACAUUUCUUCAGCCGGUUUCAUGGUUGUUCAACAAAGUUAGGAUGGAUGUUUGUGUUUGUUUUAAAAGGCAUUUCUGUUCAGCCUAAUGGACUAAAUGCUAUAGGAUUAAUACAGUUGUUCUUUUAGCUUU
Messenger RNA from Gavialis gangeticus (Gharial), 6171 nucleotides. RefSeq names its product neurofascin (gene NFASC). The transcript has 33 exons. The record is from RefSeq and is a predicted model, not a curated record. Gene Ontology annotation, biological process: cell-cell adhesion; brain development. Gene Ontology annotation, molecular function: cell-cell adhesion mediator activity. Bases 166 to 4224 code for a protein of 1352 amino acids. NCBI's taxonomy places the organism in Eukaryota, Metazoa, Chordata, Crocodylia, Gavialidae.